AUGUCCCUGGCACCCCCGGAUGCUCCUUUCUGCCUCGGCUGUCCCCCCGGCAAUGGACACCACAUCCGGCGCCAUGUCCAGGCAGGAGAGUGUCCCCGACUCCUGCUCCGGAACAGCCUGUGCUUCAGCUCGCAGCCAGCGGCUCUGCCUCCCAUUCCCCCGCCGUCACCCCUGGACGAGAGGCAGCGGACCCUCAUCCCUCGACUGGCGAGGACGAGGGAAGAACGGGCUAGGUUCCGGGGGUUCGGGAGCCAUCAGGACAGACGUGGUCCCUCGUCCUCGGGGAGCGUCGAGUCCCGUGGAGGAAACAUCACACAGCUGCACAGACAGCCCCCUGCAGGCUGCAGCGGGGUGAGGACGCGGGCGGCCGCCGGGCCGGAGGCGGCGACAGGGGAACGGCGCAGCGCAGAGGAGCGGGCUGUGGCGCGGGUGGGGGCAGCACGCCGUUGUCCCGACCCCGGGGAGCACAGCAGCGCCUGGGGGGAGUUUGAAGGCUUUCGGGAAUCUUCAGCCAAGUCUGAACAAUUCUCUCGGUCCCUUGGACUUCUGGAGAGACCCGCUCCCGCCCCAGAGGAGCGUGGUUCUCCCCAGCCGCAGCCGGGCGGGGUGACAGGAGCCGCCGCCCUGCCACCGUCACAGCCCAUCCUCAGCUAUGAGAACAUUUUUAAAUUUGCUUUUCAAGAAAUAACAGUCCAACAGUCAACUGAAGAUGUUUCCACCUUAGACCAUUUCUUAGAAAUAAGUGGAGAAAAAUCUGACCUUGCAUCAGUACAUAAAUUGUGUUCUGAGUCGAGAAAACUCUGGAGAGCCCUGCAGAGCACAGAUACCACCUCUGCUUCACGGCACCUCUGGAGUGAAUCCCGCUGCCAGGAAAACUACUUUCUUGUUCUUGGCAUAGAUGCUGCUCAGAAGAUCCUUUCUGGAGGCCAGGGUCACAUUUUGGAAGGUUCCAGCCUUAAAGAGCCUGAAGAACUCCUGGCUGUUGGCAGCUUCCGUCUACACCACUGCAGAGCCCUGGUCCAGACCACACUCUCAGGAACACCCGGCAGCAGGCACGGGAGCCUGAUUACAUACAGCCUCUUUCUGAAGACCCCCUUGCAAGGAAACAGGCAACACAUCACAAUUCCAAGGAAAAAGAAGAUAUUCACUCCACGUAACCUAAAAAUGAUGUUCUUUAAUAGUGACGUUUGCUAAACACGAGAGUCCUUUGUACCUUCAUGAGGAAUUUUACAUUUUCUUACUGGUUUGGUUUGGUGUUGGAAACCAGACCUACUCUAUGGGGCUAUCUCCCAAGUUCCAAGUCAGUUUCCUAGGAUCUCUCUCUCAAAGCCCGGCCUGUACGCCUGGCUGGUUCCAGGUCUGAGCAGGAUAAAUGGGGUGCGUCCCUUGGCAGGGCCAGCCCUCACAGGGUGGGCGGAGGCUCCUGGGUGCGCUGGCAGGCUGUCGGGCUCCAGGUGGCAGCACAGGGCACCCAGUGAAGGACGCCAGGCCUGGCUUCAUUGCCUGGGGACCCCUCUCUGUUGGAUCAGUGGGUUCAGAAGAAAGGGGACAACAUAGAAAUGUUGCCAAGGAGACACUCUUGACAGCGCCCAGGAAACCCUCCUGUUCCAUGCGCAGCCCUUGACGCUGGGCUCCACGCAAGUCCCCGGAGCCUCACAAAUAUGCUCCCGGGCCCUGUCCCGUAGCCUGGGGACAGGCCUUUCUCCCCAACGGUGCUGGAGCAUCUGAGAGCCAAGGGCCUCCAAGGUGGAGCCAAGCAAUCAGCACUGACUCUGUAAGCUUUCAUGAAUAAACCGGCCUGGACCAGCC
Messenger RNA from Galeopterus variegatus (Sunda flying lemur), 1809 nucleotides. RefSeq names its product chromosome unknown open reading frame, human C14orf79 (gene CLBA1). Bases 1 to 1194 code for a protein of 397 amino acids. Gene Ontology annotation, cellular component: AP-1 adaptor complex; trans-Golgi network membrane. Gene Ontology annotation, molecular function: clathrin binding. The transcript is spliced from 7 exons. The record is from RefSeq and is a predicted model, not a curated record. NCBI's taxonomy places the organism in Eukaryota, Metazoa, Chordata, Mammalia, Dermoptera, Cynocephalidae. Gene Ontology annotation, biological process: intracellular transport.